This is a messenger RNA of Pangasianodon hypophthalmus (striped catfish), 4408 nucleotides long. Its product is annotated as transferrin receptor protein 1-like. The record is from RefSeq and is a predicted model, not a curated record. Gene Ontology annotation, biological process: intracellular iron ion homeostasis; iron ion transport. Bases 134 to 2473 code for a protein of 779 amino acids. The transcript has 18 exons. Gene Ontology annotation, cellular component: external side of plasma membrane. NCBI's taxonomy places the organism in Eukaryota, Metazoa, Chordata, Actinopteri, Siluriformes, Pangasiidae.
AAGGAGCGCUGACGUUACCCGGAUGUGACGUUGCCACUCUUCUUAACAUUUAGCAAAAGCGUGUUUCAAGGUUGCCUUCAAUCAGCACGCCGACUCGAGCGCGCGAGGAGGUGAGGCCAUUCAGGAAGACAAAAUGGAUCAAGCCAGGACGACGAUAACGAAAAUAUUCAACGGGACGGAAGGCUCCUACACGCGCUUCCUGACCCAGAACAUGGAGGAAGACUCCAGCCACGUGGAGAUGAAGCUGUCGUCUGAUAUGGAAGAGGAGGUUGGAGAGAAUGGAGUGGUGGAUCAUGGAAUACACCAUCAUGCUCGUCCGUCCUACGGCAGCAAAAAUGGCCUGUGCAAUCCCAGAAACAUCUGCAUAGUGGCAACAGUGGCUAUUGUCAUCAGCUUCGUGUUUGGAAUUUUGAUUGGGUCUAAUAUGUAUAAAAAGACAACUGAAGAGGCUUCAGGCUCCUGCACGACUCCCGAUUCUGCUCCCGCUUCUGCUCCCGCUGACGAUGAUGUGAGUCCGAAAGAAACGGUUCCCACUCUUGACUGGAGCGACAUUACGGCUUUGCUGAAACGCAAACUGACCACAAGUGGCAUUGAAAAGAGCCUCCGUGAAUUCUCCAGGGAAGAUCAUCAAGCAGGAUCCCCAGGAGAUGAGAUACUUGCCAAUAAACUGUUGACAAUAUUCAAGGAUAAUAGCAUGGACCCCUGGAUUGAUGCACACUUUGUUAAGGUCCAGAAUCUUCCUAAAAGUGGCACAAAUAAAGUGACGUUCGGUAGCAAUACGUAUUCCGAGCCUGGCUAUUUGUCCUACAGUGCAACGGGAACAGCACAGGGUGCAGCUUUGUAUGCGUAUUAUGGACGAGAAGACGACUUGAGAACUCUGCAAGACAUUGGUAUUGACAUGAAAGAAAGGGUCCUCUUGGUCCGUGCUGGAAAAAAUAGUUAUGCUGAGAAGGUUGCUAAUGCUGCCAAGGUGAACGCAAGUGCAGUGCUGAUCUACCCCGAUCCUGCUGACUAUUCGUUUAAUGAAGACACUGCCUUGCUUGGCCAUGUCCAUCUCGGCUCUGGUGAUCCGUACACUCCAGGUUUCCCAUCUUUCAAUCACACCCAGUUUCCCCCAGCUAAAUCAUCAGGCCUGCCCAGCAUACCCGCCCAGACCAUCAGAGCCAGUACAGCUGCAGCGAUCAUGAGGGGAAUGGGAGGUCGCAGUUCCCCUCGUGGAUGGGCUGAUGGAGGUCUGCAAGACGUUGAGUACAAGCUCGGUAAUAUUAACAACACUGUCUCCGUGGAGGUGAACAACGUUCUCACUGAGAUACAAAUCCAUAAUGUGUUUGGAGUCAUCAAGGGUUACGUAGAUCCCGAUCGUUAUGUGGUGAUUGGAGCUCAGAGAGAUGCCUGGGGUUCUGGAUUUGCGAAGUCUACCGUUGGCACGAGCUUGCUGAUUGAGUUAGCCAGAGUUAUUAACAGCAUGAUACAUGAAGAUGGAUUCAGGCCCAGGAGGAGCAUCGUGUUUGCAAGCUGGAGUGCUGGAGAAUACGGGGCUGUGGGUGCCACCGAGUGGCUGGAGGGUUAUUUGCCUUCUUUGAAUAUGAAAGCCUUCUCCUACAUUAGCCUGGAUGGAGUUGUCACAGGUGCCACUUCAUUUAAAGCAAGUGCAAGCCCACUGAUGUAUGGCCUGAUACAGAGUACUUUAAAAGAGGUAUCUUCGCCCACUGACCCCAACAGGAGUUUAUUCGCACAAGUGGCUGGAGCCAACUGGGAGGCGGCUGUGAUGGAGCCGAUGACGAUGGAUGACGCAGCCUAUCCGUUCCUGGCCUUCUCCGGCAUCCCUUCAGUCUCUUUCCGAUUCACUCAUGAUAAACCAUACCCAUUCUUUGGCACCUUGCUGGAUACCAGGAGGAAUCUUGAGAGUAAAGCAUCGAACGUACCCGUGCUGACCAAGGCGGCAGGCGAGAUGGCAGGUCAGAUUGCUCUUCGGCUGGUACACGAUCAUCUGCUGAGACUGGACACGGAAAAGUACCUCAAUGUCAUGCGCAUACAAGUGAACAAAAUCAAUAAGGAAGUGAUGAGUCUGCAAAGGAAUGGUCGUCUUCCAAAGACCCUGCAGAUGAAGUGGUUUAUGUCCGCUAUAGGUUCCUAUAGUCGUGCCUCCAGAAAUCUCUUCAGCACCAUCCAGAACAGCGACCUUGAUGAUGUGGAGCAGUGUCGCAUCAUCAAUGACAGAAUCAUGGGGGUGGAAAGAGAUCUUCUGUCUCCUUACGUGUCUCCCCGGAACACACCGUUCAGACACAUAUUACUUGGCUCAGGAUCAUGCACUCUGCAAGAUGUGCUCACACAACUGACCGCGAUCAGAGAAGAAUCAGCCAGCGCCGACGUUGACCUGCUGAAAAAUCAGUUCGCUCUGACCACCUGGACAAUCCAGAGCUGUGCCAACGCACUCGCAGGCAACGUGUGGGACAUGGACAAUGACCUUUAGGUGAAAUUUCACUCCGACUAUAAAGAGAAGCUUCAGAUUAAAACUCCAGUCCCUUUAUGGAUUAAUGCAUAAUGGAUUGCACUCCACUGGCCUAUUAGGAUGCCUUAAAGUGACACUGUGCUAUAUUUCAAACAAAAGCUUGCUUGAGUAAACAAAUGCUUGUCCAUUCCUUCCUCCAUUCCUGUGCACCCGUGCGAACGAGGCAAGCAAACAUACAUCAUGUCAUGAUGUAGCCGUUGAAGUCCAUGGUAGCUUUUUUUAAAUGUUACUGUAAAUCAAAUGAAAAUGACUGCUACCAAAAGAUUUUGGUUGAAAUAUAGAACAGUGUCAUAAAAAGAUAAAUAUUAUUUCUAGAAUAAAAAGCAGCAGCCAUAAAAAAAGAAAAAAAAAUACCAAAAGACAAAUCUGGUGCUUGAUGAACAUGUAGUUCUGAUUUGUAAAAUAUUACCUUGCACAGUAUUUUCCUGAACAAAUACAGCAAAAAAAAAGGUCAAGGUUUAGCUCAAUUCAUAAAAAAAAUAACAAAACAAAACAAAAACCAAAACAAAACACGGGUUCUAGUUUACUAUUAGAAAAUUCAGUACGUUUUCAUUACUUUAUUUGAGCUAAUGUUGUUCGGAAACACUUGGAUUUCAAAGCUGGCAAUUAGUUCACGAAGAAAAGUUCAGCAAUCUUAACCCUAAGCACCAAGCUUCUUAAUGUUUAGCAGUUACAGGUCGUUUGUGUCCUAGAAUUGUCUGUGACAAAAAUCCGAAGCUGUUGCACCAUGAGCUGAACGCCGACUUAACAAUGUGGCACUGAGAUCUCUAUUUAUUUAUUUAUUUAUCAGUGACAGAGUUCACUAUAAAUAGCAUUUUGUACCACUUUUUUAAAGAAAUGUAUAAUUAUCGGAAGCAGUGCCUUCCAUAAUUAUGACAGUUAUACUGUCGAAAUGACAAAAUGACAAAAGCAGCAUCUGCUACGGACGUAAGCCCGUUUCUGGAAAAAAAAAAAAAAAAAAAAAAAAAGUCACUACUGGGGACCGUCACAUUGCAUGGUUCAGUGCUGAGUCACACACCUGAAUGUUGUCAUUGUAACCAAUGAUUAACGUGAUAUCUGGUGUCCUCCACACACACGCACACACACAGACACACACAUAAAACACAUAUCUGACUCGUCUCUGGUGUCUUUUUUUUUUUUUUUUUUUUUUUAUUCUUGACCUUAACCAUUAUCGGGAGCAGCGUCUCCCAUAAUGUGAGCGAAGUCAAUGGUAGUUUUUGCCUACCAGCGUGUUGAUAUCGAGAGCAGGGCCUCUCAUAUUUCACUGUAUGGUGGAUGUUAAUUAUCGGGAACAGUGUUUCUCAUAAUGUUGUACAUAUUACCUGCAUGGACAGUGCAGUCAGUUUGCUAAAAAUCUCCUGUGUGUGUUAGCUGUUAGUGCUGUCUUUAUUUUUUUUAAUCAUGUGAAUGGAAAGUAGCAACAAAUCAGAUCAAUCAUGCAAGUUAUAGAAAUAAAUCUACAUUUGUGAUGACCGUUUGUAUAAUUCUAUAAUAUGUAUAUGUGCUUUUCAGCUGUUUCUUGCGUGUGAUUUGUUUUUUUUCUUUCUUGUUUGUGCUUUAUAUGAUGACGAGCUUAAUAUUCUUUCCCAGAUUUUUUUUCCCUACAUAUUAAAUCUUCUUACAAUCUGUUCACCAGCUCAGAAUAAUUUGGCAUUCAGGCACUUGUUUUAAAUGAUGUAACCAAACUGAAGCUGGAAUAUUAUUUUAUGCAAAAGUACACUCAAGUUGCAGCUAACAAUCCUUUCCAUUCCAGCUGAAUCUAAGAAAGAAGAAAUGCAGAUUUUUCUUAAUAUAAAAUGUAGCUGCUUACGCUCCAGCCCUUCUGAAUUGUAAACUUUUUAUCUUCAACAAUGUCAAAUGCAUAAACUGUUUAAUGCAAUAAAUAUGUACACCUUA